This is a messenger RNA of Arachis ipaensis, 342 nucleotides long. RefSeq lists its product as uncharacterized. Gene Ontology annotation, biological process: DNA repair; telomere maintenance. The record is from RefSeq and is a predicted model, not a curated record. Gene Ontology annotation, molecular function: DNA helicase activity. Lineage: Eukaryota; Viridiplantae; Streptophyta; Magnoliopsida; Fabales; Fabaceae.
AUGAGUCAGGACGAGUUGCAAGCAUUUUGUUUGUUGGAAAUUGAGAAACUAUUGCAGAGUAAUGGAAAAUCAUUGAGAAAUUAUGCUGGGAUGCCGGUUCCUAAUAACUCUUUAGUCUCUCAAAUUAGCAAUUUGAUGCUGUUGCGUGAGUUGCAGUAUGAUACUGUUUCUUUGACUCGUGAGCACGAUGAAAAUGUCUCCAAGUUAAAUGAAGAACAGAGGGUGGUCUACGAUAAAAUUAUUGAUUGUGUUUCGAAUAAGAGGCACGGAUUCUUUUUUGUCUACGGGUUUGGUGGCACUGGAAAAACUUUUUUAUACAGAAUUUUGUCAGCUAGAUUGUGA